UCUCUCCCCUCCGAGGCGUUGUUAGGUUCUCCCGGCACACUCUCCUCUCGGUUUCUCUACAUGCAAGCUGUCUUAUUGUACACACGAAGACCCACUUAGGCAUCAAUUGAAUGAAAAUUAAGCCGAUUUGAAGGUGAAGUUUUAUUUGUUUUACUAGUUGAGCGGCCUAUUAGCUGUGGAGAAAGCCAUAGCUAAGUUUUGAAUGAAAGAAAAACGCCCGAGGACCACAAAAUAAGCAGCAUGCCCUCGGUGAUGGAGCGGUCGGGGAGCGGCGUUCUGUCUAGGAGCAGGACUAAAACCAACGGAAACAAUCAUCACUCCGAGGAGGAUAGCAGCGAUGAGGAGCACACUCACGACAGUAUGAUUCGAGUGGGAGGAGACUACCAGGCACAGAUACCUGAGUUCAACCCAGACAGUCCAAGCCACUACAAUGAGAAGGAGCAGAGGAGUAUGCUGGUGUGGUGCCCCAACAGCCUCGUCUCCGACGCCAUGUUGGAUGAAUAUAUUCUGAUGGCUAAAGAGAAGCAUGGCUACAACAUGGAGCAGGCCCUGGGGAUGUUGCUGUGGCAUAAACAUGAUGUGGAGUGUUCCCUGGCUGACCUGGCUAACUUCACUCCCUUCCCUGAGGAGUGGACAGUAGAGGACAAGGUUCUGUUUGAACAGGCCUUCAGCUUCCAUGGCAAGAGCUUCCAUCGUAUACAGCAGAUGCUGCCUGAUAAGCUGGUCUCAGGCCUGGUCCGGUACUACUACAGCUGGAAGAAGACCAGAACUAGAACCAGCGUUAUGGACCGACAGGCUAGAAGACUGGUCAGAAAGACAGACAAGGAAGAUGGUAAUGACGAGAUAGAGGAGGGAGACCCGGGCAGCGACAGCGACUUUGAGAUCGACACCAAGAAAGAGACAGUGAAGCAGCAGAGCUCCAGUGGUGCUGGAGGAGAGAGGGGAGCGCCGGGCCGGUCUAACCCACAGAGGAAGGAGUCUGUUGGGGCUCAGUACCGCCACCACCCCCUGAGAGCCCGUCGGAGACCACCUAAAGGCAUGCAUCUGAACCAUGAUGACAUCAUGGCCGUGUCAGCCAAUCACCACCAUGGCUCUGGCAGACAGCUAGACACACACCUGGUGUCACUCAAGAGACGGGUCCAGAGUAUUAAGCAGAACAACAGUAGUAUGAAACACUGUCUAGACGAGGGCAUCGACAGCCUGCGUCCUACAGGGUCGGCUCCCAAGAUGAACUCUCGUUGGUCCACUGAGGAACAGCUGCUGGCUGUGCAGGCAAUCCGUCGCUAUGGUAAGGACUUUACCGUGGUUGCCGAGGUGAUCGGCAACAAGACUCCGGCCCAGGUGAGCUCCUUCUUCGUUAGUUACCGACGGCGAUUCAAUCUGGACGAGGUCGUCAAGGAGUGGCAGGCGGAACAAGAAGUAGCCUCAACACAGGGGCAUUGUGAGAGUCGUAGUAGGAACGAAGAGAUGGGAGGAGCAGAGGAGAUAAAGAUGGAAGAUGCUACUCCCCCUGGCGGUGACGCCAACUCCCCCUCUCACCCCUCAUCCAAUAACCACACCCCUCCUCCUUCCCUCUCCCAGCCUCCCCCCUUACUGCGCCCGGCUCCCCCCUCCGCCCCCCCCAGCCUCCUCCGGCAGCCCCCCCCGCUCCAGACCCGACCCCUCCAGAACCGAACCCCCCACAACCACCCCCCUCCCCCGUUGAUCCGUCCUGCAGUAGCACCUCCAGGCCAACAGGGGAGCUCUAGUCUCCGUAGGGAACUAGGAAACAACCUCCGCUCCUCUCCUCCUGUUUCCUCUGGUACUGGUCAGCCUCCCUCACUGGUGGGGCUCAAAGUAGAGCAAACCAACUCUCACUGACUGAGAUGGAUAGAUAUGAGGUAGGAACCUCUUGUAUAUUUAGGGUGGGACUCUUGUAUAUUCAGACAGGUAGAUUGUGCUGCUAGUGGGAGAGUUUAGCAGGUUAUCCAUUAUGGUGCAACAAUAGAAGUCAGAAUGCAGUAGUAUUUAGUUGAGUUCAAAGCCCCACCAAUCUGGUUGGUUCAGAAGCGCCUCGUUCAUUCGUUCCCACCCUCCCUCUCUGUAACACUCCGUUCAGUUCUGACUCCCUCCCCUAACCAACUACACAACCUGUCAAUAACCUCACCCCCCCACCCCCCACACACUCUCCAUACUUCCAUCUGAGGCAUUAAGGCUUGGGUCAUCCAUCCUUCUGUUCCCUCCCCCUCUUCUCAGCAGAAAAUAGAAGGACAUGCCCACACAUGCCUCACGGCUGUCUCCAUGGCAACCAGCACAGAUGUGACUGGUUACCCACGGCAACAGGGACCCUGUGUUUCACC
Messenger RNA from Coregonus clupeaformis (lake whitefish), 2339 nucleotides. RefSeq names its product REST corepressor 2 (gene rcor2). Gene Ontology annotation, cellular component: transcription regulator complex; histone deacetylase complex. The transcript is spliced from 14 exons. The record is from RefSeq and is a predicted model, not a curated record. The coding region runs from base 241 to 1860 and encodes 539 amino acids. Gene Ontology annotation, molecular function: transcription corepressor activity. Gene Ontology annotation, biological process: negative regulation of DNA-templated transcription; regulation of transcription by RNA polymerase II. NCBI's taxonomy places the organism in Eukaryota, Metazoa, Chordata, Actinopteri, Salmoniformes, Salmonidae.